AUGCUCCGGGUACCGGCACCGCUGUCCCGGCAGUGCCCCCCGGUGCCGGAGCCCUUGGAAGGGCCGGCGCUCGGUGUCACCGGCACGCACACGCUGCCACCGACCGGCUUCGGGGUGAGCACCCCGGGGCAGCGAGAACGGGAGCGGAUGGAGAUUUCUCGCGUGGGCUGGGGGGAUGCUGGAGCCCCUCGCCCGCAGCACCGGGGUCCCUCCCGCGGGAUAGAGGACGGGGGGGGGUGUCACGGCCCACACCCCGGUCCGGCCCUGCGUGGCUCGGUGCUAUUUAUACCGCGGCCGGCGCCUGGCGUGGGGCCAGAGCCGCCCCCGCGCGAUCCUGCCGGUGUCCGGGGCACAUCACCGGAGCUGCCGGGGGAGCAGAUCCCGCACGGGCACGGUCCCGCUCCCCACGGCGGGGGUCCUGCCCGAGCCCUUUCGGUUCACCCCCCCCCCCUCCACCAUCGCCCCUCUGUAACACCCCCCCCCCCCUCCACGACCAAGCGUCCGGCGCGGCGGGGCCGUUCCCAGCCCCGGCGCUGCCCCCGGCUGACGCACAUCCUCCGCCCACGGCCCCGCCGCUUCCCGGCUCCGCCGCCCACGGCCCGCGGAGGGGGAGCGGGGGGGCCGCCCGAGCCCGCUCCCCGCUGCCCGCCCACGGGCGGCCGCCGCCCCACGGGGAGGGACCCACGCGGAGGGCGGCACCUCCUUCCCGGGGCUGCGGGCGGACGGACGGUGCAGCAGCGGGGCGAGCCGGAGCCCCCGGCCGAGCCGACCCGUGGGAUGUGA
Oenanthe melanoleuca is the source of this 783-nucleotide messenger RNA. RefSeq names its product proline-rich protein 2-like. The record is from RefSeq and is a predicted model, not a curated record. Lineage: Eukaryota; Metazoa; Chordata; Aves; Passeriformes; Muscicapidae. Bases 1 to 783 code for a protein of 260 amino acids. The transcript has a single exon.